UGUGUGUUGUACAGUUGGUACGGUAACUGAGGAAACAUCAAGACCACACUGGCUCCGCUGCGUGACAGCGACAGCCGAAAGGCAACAUUUCCUCUGAUGGCGGUUGGAAAACAAAGAACCGUUUAUCUUGUGACCGAUUUGUUUGACGGCUUUGAUUCUGAGCCGUAUAUUAUUGCUGCUAAAAUGAAGUUCAGUUACGGCUCUCCUCAGUCUCAAGCCGCAUCCGAUGGAUCUCUUCUGUCGCGUCCCAUUUACAGCCAAACCGAUGCAGCACUUCCCUCUGAUGCGGCCCCAUUUUAUGGAUUCUAACAUGGACUAUGAGAGGCCAAAUGUUGAGACUAUCAAGUGUGUGGUGGUUGGGGACAAUGCAGUUGGAAAGACCCGACUCAUCUGUGCCCGGGCCUGCAAUGCCACACUUACACAGUACCAGCUACUGGCCACACAUGUGCCCACUGUCUGGGCAAUAGACCAGUACAGAGUCUGCCAGGAGGUUCUAGAAAGGUCCAGGGAUGUUGUGGAUGAUGUCAGCGUGUCUUUGCGCCUCUGGGACACUUUUGGUGACCAUCACAAGGACCGCCGGUUUGCGUAUGGCAGGUCUGAUGUGGUGGUAUUGUGUUUCUCCAUUGCAAACCCAAACUCACUUUACCACGUGAGGACUAUGUGGUACCCCGAGAUCAAGCAUUUCUGUCCCAGAGCUCCCGUUAUCCUAGUGGGCUGCCAACUAGACCUGCGAUAUGCUGACUUGGAUGCAGUGAACAGAGCUCGCCGGCCACUGGCCAGACCCAUCAAAUCCAAUGAGAUAUUGGCCCCAGAAAAAGGACGUGAGGUGGCUAAAGAGCUAGGCAUAUCUUAUUAUGAAACUAGCAUUGUUGCUCAGUUCGGAGUCAAAGACGUUUUCGACAAUGCUAUUCGCGCAGCCCUCAUUUCACGUCGUCAUCUGCAGUUCUGGAAGUCUCAUCUACGUAAUGUUCAAAGGCCACUUCUCCAAGCCCCCUUCCUUCCCCCCAAACCCCCUCCACCCAUUAUCACGGUUCCCGCUGCUCCCAGUAACAUUGAAGAGCACCCUAGCCGCCUGUUGGAAGAUCCACUCUGUGCUGACGUCAUCUUAGUCCUCCAGGAACGUCAGAGGAUCUUUGCCCACCGCAUUUACCUUGCCACUUCCUCCUCCAAGUUCUACGACCUCUUCCUGACAGAACCUCGAGCUCCUGAGGAGAAUGAACGGGAGCGAGAACGACCCCGAGGGCCGCCGCUUUCUGGCCGUGACUUGCUGAUGCGGGCAGCUAGCUUUGAUGUUUGUGAAAGUAAUGGUGAUAGCGAUAGGGUAAACUUGCGCGCCUGUACCAGUGAUGGAACUCUAAAAGGUGGAGAUGGAGAUCACCGUGGUCGUCUUCUCCCAGCCUUGAGUCGUGCGUUCAUUAGCAUCCAAGAAGAGAUGGUGGAUGAUCCCGUCACCUUCAACCCUAGACGAAUGACUGUGGUGCACAUGGAUCCUUCAAUGCAGGCCGGUCCAUUCCGAUCUGUGUUGCGGUACCUGUACACAGGUAAACUCGAUGAGGGGGAGAAGGAGCUGAUGCAGGUGGCCCACAUUGCAGAGCUUCUGGAAGUGUUCGACCUGCGUAUGAUGGUGGCAAACAUUCUAAACGAUGAGGCCUUCAUGAAUCAGGAGAUCACCAAGGCCUUUCACGUGAGACGCACCAAUCGAGUGAAGGAAUGCCUGGCCAAAGGGACCUUCUCUGAUGUUGUGUUCAGGUUGGAUGAUGGCACCAUCAUGGCCCAUAAACCGCUGCUCAUCUCAAGCUGUGAUUGGAUGGCAGCCAUGUUUGGUGGACCAUUUGUGGAGAGUUGCACAAAAGAGGUGUUGUUUCCUAACACUACACGUAGCUGUAUGCGUGCUGUGCUGGAGUAUCUCUACACUGGCCGCUUCUGCUCUCGCCCAGAUCUGGAUGCCAUGGAGCUCAUUGUACUUGCAAACCGACUCUGUCUGCCUCACCUGGUGGCACUUACAGAGCUCUACACUGUGAAGGUACUAACAGAGGCUGCUAUGAUGGGAGCUGAUAUAGAUGGAGAUGUUCUGCUCUAUCUGGACAUAGUUCAGUUCCACUGUGCUCAUCAGUUGACUGAUUGGUGCCUCCAUCACAUCUGCACCAACUACAACAGAGUCUGCCGCAAAUUCCCUCGUGACAUGAAGGCCAAGUCUACAGAAAAUCAAGAGUACUUCGAGAAGCAUCGCUGGCCUCCGGUGUGGUAUCUAAAAGAAGAAGACCACUAUCAGCGAACUCGUAAAGAGCGCGAGAAAGAAGAUUACUUGUACCAAAAGCGCCAGUGUAAACGCAAGUGGCUCUUUUGGAAUCUACCAUCUUCACCUUCCUCCAAUUCUUCUCCUGGUUCCUCUGCAGUCAUCUGAUUAGGUGCACGACCCACCUAACAGCCCCAAAUGUGAGAUUUAAAAAGCAAUGAUAGCCUUUAACAGCUUAGCUCUUCAAGAUUUUCUUUCUGCGUUUCUGUUGAUCGGAUAAAGCUCAAAUGAAACAGGAUUGAGACAGUAAGUCGAAGAAAUGCAAAGCUUUUUUAAAAGCACUUUGUUGGGGCUCUUUACUGAAUGGACUUUUUGAUAUCAAAUCAGCUUUGACAAGGAUUGACCUCACAGCUUUGACGUGAUAUUAUACUCCAUUUGCUAGAAGAAUAUUCAACAUCGGUUCACAAACAGGACCUUCAAACGUAAAGCUGCAUAAUCUGUAGAGAAAACAUGUUGCAGGAUGCACGCAUUCUUACCUGGAAAUGCUAAGCUUGAAGUGCUUCUUAGCUCUGAAGGACAAGCGAACAGGGACAUUUUAGUGCAACCAGCAAAUAUGAAAAAUAUUUAUUCCUCAGUGUUUUGGCAAUCUACAAUCAACCCACUUCUCCAGAGCAUUGUUCACAAGAUUCAAACAGUGGUGUCUUCUUGCCCAUCUUUCACAAUAUACUGGUGAGAUAUCAAGCUCUAAUGAUAGUACUGUUGGGUUGUAUCAGUUUAAAUCUCUGUGAUCUAAACCAUAUGACAGGCACUUUAUCUGGAAUUAGAUCACUUUGCCUUGCUCUAGUCCUGCUUUUGAAGAAUUAUCAGGCUGAAUGUUAAUCAUGCACAAAAGACAAAUACUUUCAUAAUGAAAUUGUUUAUUCUGCACACUAUGGUCUAUAUUUUUGGUAACUUGCUAGAACAAGGCAAUCUUUCUUUUCUCUUUCUGCAUUUCUUCCUCUUCAAGGAAUAUUUCACCCUAAAAUUAAAAUAAAAUCAUCAUUUACUCUCAUACCAUGCUGUUCCAAAACUGUCAAACACAAAAGGUAUUGUUUGGUAGGAUGGAUAUGCUGCUCUUAUGGAUGAAAUGGAAGUGAAUAGUGACCGCGGAACAAAAAAAUUAGACAUUUAGCACAAUGUUCCAACUACUCUUUUUCAUACAAUAAAAGCAGGGACGGAGCAGUCCGGAAUAAAUGGGCAGGAUGUUGGGGUUUAGGGUUCCCCUAAAUGGUGACCAGGGACUGACAAGCUCAAACAAUGACUUAAAUCACCAAAAAAUGAGUCCAUAUUCCAAGUUUUCUGAAGUCAUAUGAUAACUUUAUGUGAGGAACAGUUUAAGUUGUAUUUAUGCUGCUUUUAUGGGACUCUUUGUCAUUUUUGGAGCUUGACAGUGCCUGGUCUGUGGAAAAGAGCAAUGUGAACAUGCUGCAUGUUUUUAGUUUUGUUUUGUUUUUUGUCAACUCAUUUUGUGUUCCACAGAACCAAGAAAAUCAUAUACAUUUAGUAUGACAUAAAUGAAGAUGGAAUUUAAAUUUUUGGGUGAAUAUUUUCGUUAAUAAUUAAAAUUGUUCACUCACUAUCAGCUGGCAUGUUAGGAAAAUAAAACAGACAUUUGAAUAAUUAUGGGUUUACACACAAAAUAAGCAUUUACUCGUAAUGUUACUUAUUUGUGUAACAUAAAAUGAAGUUCAGGUUUAAAUCAAAAUUGCCUCCUGAAAGCUGCAUUUUAUCUUGAUAACAAUAUUCUGUAAAAAAAAAAAGAAAAAAAAAAAGAAAACGUAACAACCUGUGAUAUAACCACAAACUUCAAAACAGGACCCAAGGUGUACAGUCACACUGGGUUUCUAUACAGGGAACAUAAACAGUGCCUCAACACUUCUGAUAUUUCAAAGUGUGAGCACAGGCUGCUGUCUUUUCCAAAGUAAGCUCACAAAUGAUUCAUUAUGUUGAUGAGAUCCUACACAGCUUUUAGAUUAGUUUCACGGGCAGGCCUGUGGCAAAGCUACCACAUAACAGCAUUUUCCAACAUGUACAGAAUCCCAUUCUGGGGACUGUUUAAGGUCUUUAAACUAUUAAUAUAGCUGCUAAUAAGAAAAAAGAUUUUAUAUGAAUAUUCUAAAAUAUUUUAAAACGCUUAUACUAAGGAAAAAAAAUUAAGGAAAAAUUACAUUUGAAAAAUGCAAUGCAAGGUAGUAUCGCAAAUUUACAUUUACAGUAUAUAUCUAUUUGAUAAAAGUGCAUUACCUGUAGGAGAGUGAAUUUCAAAAGCAUGGUUCAUAGUGUAGACUUAAACCCCUUUGCCAUAUGAAUGUUUAUGACCUAGUACAUGCGAGAUAGAGGCAAAUAGUGCUUAAAAUGUAGAAUGACUUAUAACAAAGAAAUAUAGUUGUUUUUAUAGCACCAAACGGACCUUUACAGGGAAAAAAGUUCAGGAGAAAAUAUAUUACACAUCCUAAUCUUUUGGCUAACACACACAAAAAAAGAAAGAAAGAAAAAAAAUACAUAUUUACAGAGGGCAAUUUGCUAUGCAUUUUUAGACAUUUUUAGCCAUUUUAAACACUGUAAACCCUAAUGUUCAGAAUAAUCAAUUGUUUAGAGUAGGGAAAAAUUUAAUCAUACAAAUUAGUUUAAAUAAACCUUGAUGAAUAUUUAGAACUUUCUCUUUCUUUUGAGUUUAUGAAACUGACACGUUUUAAGUAAUCUGAAUUAUUUAAUUUUUUUGAGUUUAAUGAACUUGCCUCUUUAAAUUUACAGGAAUUUAAAUUUAUUUGAAACUGGGCAGGGGAUUUCUCUUUCCUAGCAUGCUUUGUAUGGCACUUGACAGGGAGGGUAAAUGUUUAAAUAAGGUGUUAUAUAAUGUGUCUUUGUGCAAGAUGAAUGUCAAGUAGGAGACUUGUUAUUAUUUAAUGUUUUGUUGUGGUAUUUAGAAGAGUUUAUGUUAUGUUAAAGUUUUUGGGGAUUACCAUUAUGGUGAAUAAUGGAGCUUAGCUUGAGGAUGGCUACAAUUAAAGGUUGUACAACCUUA
Myxocyprinus asiaticus (Chinese sucker) is the source of this 5300-nucleotide messenger RNA. It is a transcript of the gene rhobtb2a, whose product is annotated as Rho related BTB domain containing 2a. The record is from RefSeq and is a predicted model, not a curated record. The transcript is spliced from 10 exons. The coding region runs from base 227 to 2404 and encodes 725 amino acids. NCBI's taxonomy places the organism in Eukaryota, Metazoa, Chordata, Actinopteri, Cypriniformes, Catostomidae. Gene Ontology annotation, molecular function: GTP binding; protein binding; GTPase activity. Gene Ontology annotation, biological process: small GTPase-mediated signal transduction.